UACAUUAUCAGACGAGUGACGAAAUCGAAUACGAUGUGCACUCAGUAUCGAAUCGCCGCGCGUCGCGAAAGCGCGUCCGUACCGUGUUCUACCGUAUUUUAGUUUUUGAGUGAAGUUAAGGAUUUAUUUAUUUUUUAACAUGGCGUGCCCUAUGAGGUCAGCGUUAGACGAGAGCAUGGCACAAGAAGGUGAUUGCCUAGGCAAUGAAGCCGGCAUGCUGUAUGGAGAGUACCUCAUGCUGGACAAGCUCCUAUCAGCACAGAGGAUGCUCAGCGCCGAGUCUUCGAAACCAGUCCAUGAUGAGCAUCUUUUUAUUGUCACCCAUCAAGCAUACGAGCUAUGGUUCAAGCAGAUAAUCUUCGAAGUGGACUCCGUAAGGGCACUCCUGGAUGUAGAAGGUCUGGAUGAGAGCCACACCAUGGAGAUCCUGAAGAGGCUCAACAGAAUCGUGCUUAUUUUGAAGCUGUUGGUAGACCAAGUGAUGAUCUUGGAGACGAUGACACCUCUGGACUUCAUGGACUUCAGGAAUUACCUGCGCCCGGCGUCUGGCUUCCAGAGCUUACAGUUCCGUCUUUUAGAAAAUAAGUUGGGUCUGAAACAAGCGCUACGUGUGAAGUACAACCAGAGCUACCAGACCGUUUUCGGAGACGACCCUGAAGCCAUGGAUGCUUUGCAAAAAUCAGAACAAGAGCCAGCCCUACUAGCUCUGAUCGAGCGGUGGCUGGAGCGUACACCCGGCCUCACCACACACGGGUUCAACUUCUGGGGCAAGUUCCAGGCUGCCGUCAACAAACUCAUUAAAGAUGAUAUUGAUGCUGCUUCUCGUGAAACAAACGAGACGGUUCGUCGUCACCGGCUUCAGGACGCAGAGAACAGGCGCGAGAUCUACCGCUCCAUCUUCGACCCUGCCGUCCACGACGCCCUCAGGUCCAGGGGAGAACGAAGGUUAUCCCACAAGGCGUUACAAGGCGCUAUAAUGAUAACGUUCUACCGCGACGAGCCUCGCUUCUCGCAGCCGCAUCAACUGCUCACGCUGCUCAUGGACAUCGACAGCCUUAUUACUAAGUGGCGAUACAACCACGUGAUCAUGGUACAGCGCAUGAUAGGCUCUCAGCAGCUCGGCACCGGCGGAUCUUCCGGAUACCAAUAUCUUCGCUCCACACUCAGUGACCGUUACAAAGUGUUCCUGGACUUAUUUAACCUGUCAACAUUCUUAUUGCCGCGUUCCCUCAUUCCCCCAUUAGACGACGGUAUGAAGAGAAGUCUUAACCUAACUUGGGGGGACUCCGUCAAAGAAAACGGUCAGAAUGGGGACAACGCUCAAAAUGGGGACAACGCUCAAAAUGGAAUCGAAUCUUCAUUAUAGGGUUGGAUUGUUGUUUGUUUUUUUAAGUGGCAUUUAAUGUUAAUUAUGAAUUUAUUAUUUUUUAAAUGUUUGUUCUAAUAAGGUUUUUGCAAUCCAAUUCUAGGCCUGUAAAAAUUUAGGACUGUGCCUGUGUGUUGCCUUGGCGUAUAUUUUCGAGAUUUAAAAAAUCGUCAACGCUUUUAAAUAUACCUUACUAUGGAUACGGAAUCCAAUUUGUAUGAUUAAAUUUGCUCAGGUGUAUUUUAAUGUGUACCUAAGUAGAGCGGUAAUUUUAAAAUGAAGUAAGGAAUUUAAUCUAUUCCCGAAUUACGUUUGUACUUUGAUUUUUAUUUCAUUUUAAUCAACUGAUUUAUAUUAACUGUGCAAAACUAUCUUAAGAAGAUCAAUACAUACCUAUAUCGAAUUUCAGCCCAGUAAUUGUGUUAAGUAAAUAACAUUAUUUUAAGUAAAUAAAUGCAUCAAUAAUUUAGUUGCUUUAUUUCAACAAAUCCAAUAAAUACAGUUUAUUAUUACACUAUAUAUGGCAAUAUUUUUUAAAACUUCAUAAAAAUUGCAUUCUCAAAAUAUAUUUUAUACACUCAAUAAAAAAAAAAUAUAAGGAGGUUGGGGACCAACGCUACUUAAAAUAACUUUCCCCCUAAGCCGGCAUCACAAUAGGUGCUUCUACAACUUUAUCAGUAUUAUAAACUCCAAAUCUAUACACAACUCUA
This is a messenger RNA of Helicoverpa armigera (cotton bollworm), 2076 nucleotides long. It is a transcript of the gene vermilion, whose product is annotated as tryptophan 2,3-dioxygenase. Gene Ontology annotation, molecular function: heme binding; metal ion binding; L-tryptophan 2,3-dioxygenase activity. The transcript is spliced from 10 exons. The record is from RefSeq and is a predicted model, not a curated record. Bases 140 to 1366 code for a protein of 408 amino acids. Lineage: Eukaryota; Metazoa; Arthropoda; Insecta; Lepidoptera; Noctuidae.